UCCCGUCGUACUAUAAAAUUUAGUGAGCGGAGAGAAAAGGGCAGGUAUACCAGACUAUCUCUAUGAAAAGUACUAAAGUUUUUUCGGGAUAUAAACUAACCAUCAACUUUGAAAUUUUAUAACAAUCUCUGUUUCUAACGUGAUUAAGUUUAAUAUAUCACGUAAUCUAUCAUGAUAAGGAACAAAUUUCAUGGCGUUUUAAUAGAUUUAAGUAAUAUGCUUAUUACGCAGUUUGAGUUCACAUGGAAGUAACAAUUUGGAGAUUACUCGCAUAAACAAUCUUAUUGUCUAAAAUCACGUCUAUCAAGCCUGAAGAUGGUGUUACAAUAGCAUUUAUGUCUCAUCAAAGUUCGUUUAAGUGUACAUGAUGUCUGACACAGAUCAAAGUUAUAACAAGUUUAUCCAGGAGCAUUGCCCUCAGACACUCGUAGAAGUGUGCAGAUUAAGAAAGUCAUAUACUGAUAUACUUCAAAAGGUCAAACAGCGAGUUUUAAAAGUAUUAUCAAACAUAUGGAAUGUUUCAGUUACGAAGUUUGCGAGGACAUGCAAUGGUAUCAAAGUCUUUCUGCAACGGAAUACGGAAAAAGACGAUAAGACACCGGACCCAACAAUUGUUUGCAUUCAGGUAUUGCUUGACAGUGUAUCAGCAUCAGUGUCUAUAUCAGCGAGCAUAGCCGAGAUCUAUAGAUGGAAACAAAACGAUUUCGACAAAGGAAUGCAAAUAGCACAGUAUUCAAACGGGAACUUGAAUCUUUCGGCAAGCGUGAAUAAACUCGUAUGCUUCAAACUAUAUGUGAUAACCGAAAGGGGACUGGACAUCAACAGAUUGCUCCAUUGCGUAUAUUAUCAAAAUACGGAUGACUAUGUAAAUCAAAAAGGUUUUAUAAUCAACAACAAUGUUGCAAUUAUAUGCAAACCAAAAGUUCAGUUCAGCCGCCUAAAGUCAGUCACAGACACAAAUAGUUGCAAAAAAGAGGACAAUUCAGAUUUUUCGGAAAGCUUCCGCAUUUAUCAGGAUCAUUUAGACUUAAAACCAGCAGAAAAAAUACAAGAAGAGAAUAGUUCGAAACGCACAAAAAGAAAGAAACCCAAACUAUUUUUGGAUAAAAUACUCAUGGUCCUGAUUUUCCUCUUAACCAUAGGCCAUGUAAAUGCAGCUCCCCGCAACGAAGAUGCAAUGAUGUUUUCGAAAGAUUUGCUGGAAUCUAAAUACUGUAACAUGGACAACUUGUAUUCAUUGAAGGAACUUUGUCACACCAAUGGGAAUGACCUUCAACUCUUGACAGACAGCUGCGAUUUCUCAGACCUAUGUGAUGAAGGUGAAAAGCCAUAUUGUAUCAACACUAAUGAAUUUGGUGCCUUCGUGUGCUUGAAAAAGAAUUUAUCAUGCCAAAAAGGUCGGUAUUACAAGGCGGGUAUCGAUAUCAAUUAUCCGAGAAAAAUAUUGCUCCAAGAGGAUAAUUGCCCAGGCCGAACAUACCAGUCCUAUGAAUCUGACUGCAUUCACGCAUGUGUAGACGAACAUAGAGACCUGGAAGAUAUCCCAGAAAAAUACGUUGUGUAUUCCGUUGGCAACACAACUAAUCCUACCCAAGUUUAUUGUAAUUUUCAACUGGGCUACUUCAACGGAGCCGGCAAUUUUCUACUGGAUUACGACAAAGAAGAACUACAUGAUCCGUUUUUUUGCGACUAUGUUGGCGAUUAUAAUCCUUGCAAAGAAAGGCAACAACCUCUUCCAAAUGGCACAUGUGUUGACAUAUGUGAUACUUGGUUCGAGAGGAAUGCACCUGAUUUUGUUUGUACUCCAACGACCAACAUCUAUCCUACGAAAGAACAAUUGCCAUCACGUCCAACCACUACGAAAGCAUCAUUAACAACCACGUAUCUAUACCCUAACACACAAACAGUGCCAAAGACGAGAAAGACAACUGGGAGACCACCGAUAACAGAUGAUAAAGACAAUGUAACAAACUAUUAUGAUAACCAGAACUCCGAAUUUCCUUUGUGGGCCAUUGUCUGUAAGUUUUAA
Molecule: messenger RNA, 2029 nt
Organism: Ruditapes philippinarum (Manila clam)
Lineage: Eukaryota; Metazoa; Mollusca; Bivalvia; Venerida; Veneridae
Exons: 13
Coding region: 365-2029 (554 amino acids)
Source: RefSeq, a predicted model, not a curated record